AUGGCGCGAACCAGAGGAGCCAAAUCUUCCUCUCCUUCCACCCGCAAGCGAGCGCCGCGCGAAGUGCCUGUUCAAGCCUCUACCUCUGAGCCUUCGCGACCAGAAGCUGCUUCGCCUCCGGCGAAGGCGGCACCACAAAAACGUCCGGCCAAGCCAGCAAUACAGCAACCUCCGCGAGACGUUAUCUCACCAGAGCCUUCUCCGGUGCCAUCUCCGGCACCGCCGGCGAAACCUCAAGCAAGCCAGCCGCCACUCUCUGAGCCCCAAAUUCCAUCUAGGACAGCUCCUGAAGCGAUAAUCAGGCGUCCGAUGCUCACUCAACCACCAAUUGAAGGCAAUUUGGACUGCCGAGCUCGACCAUUUCACUCUGAGCUGUGCUUUGACACAGCCACCUUCCAAUUGCGGCCGAAGCUUGCAGCGUAUAGAAUGGAGCAGCCAGAGCUUCCACAGCCAGCUCAGAUACCAGCUGCCAGGAGAGCAUCUCCACGUCAUAUACCUGAGGGUAUACCCAUUGCUUCUCCUACCAUAGCCAGAGCUCCUCCAGUUACUCCAGCCUCAUCACAGCCCUCUACUUUAGCUGAGCCAAGGAUGGCCAUUCCCAUUUCUGAGUAUAGAGAUUUAUGCCAUGCACUGCAGGCCUUGACCGCUCAGCACACUGCCAUCUUGAGGCAGCUCCAGCAUCAUCUCGGUCUCCCAUCAGCUGCUGAGCAUCUCACUCCCACCACUGCAGUGCCACACUCACAGGCCACAGAGCCUCAGGCCCCUCCUGACCCAGCUACUGAAGAGGCAGAGCCAUCUGCCUAA
This is a messenger RNA of Vitis riparia (riverbank grape), 804 nucleotides long. RefSeq names its product predicted GPI-anchored protein 58. Bases 1 to 804 code for a protein of 267 amino acids. NCBI's taxonomy places the organism in Eukaryota, Viridiplantae, Streptophyta, Magnoliopsida, Vitales, Vitaceae. The transcript has 4 exons. The record is from RefSeq and is a predicted model, not a curated record.